AUGGAGGAAGCAGAAGCUCCAACACCAUGUCGGCGUCCCAACUUCCCAGCAUCGACGACCAUCUUGUCACUCUUGACAAUCCACCGCGGGCAGACCUUGAAAGAAUGGACCACGCGCGCGGCCGAUGGUCGGCUCGACCCAGCUGCCGAGCGCAGCCGCGCCACCUACUUCAGCACGCACGGCGACGCGGCCGAGUCCAUCCGCCCAAGGCUGCAUCCCUCCCUGGCCGCCUUCCUCGCUGCGCCACACAUGCCCGUUGCUCCGCUCUCCUUCGUCGUUGGAGGCAUGCCAGACCCAGACGGCAACUUGAACGGCCUUUUCGACAUCACACGGCCGACAUUUAGGACGAGCCCGGGGACUCCACCGGCCACCACCUCGCCUCCUUCCUUGUGCACCCGGCCGACACCGAGUGUGCGUUUCCAGUGGGUAAACAUCCCAGAGCGGGCAUCCUCUGGAGACCAUCCUCUCCAACUGGAGAACCCUGUCCGUCUCGGCAAGGCCGUCGCCUCUCCCUCCGACGAACCGGCCCUGUACGGCGGCGACAAGAUCGGAAGAUGGAAGUGGCGGCCGUAUGGCCAUGGCCAGAGAGCGGGGUGCGUCGCGGCGCGGGAUGAGCUCUGUGACGCCAUAGAGGCGGUGCGUCGGCAAAGCAGGGGCGCCAGGGUCGACCAUGACAACCGUCCCAGCGAGGCCUUGCUUACGCCUGCGGCCAUGGACGCUGUCAAAAUUCCGGAUCCCUCUUUCGCACGUGCCUUCCCGACUACUGCUGCCCUUUGA
This is a messenger RNA of Parathielavia appendiculata, 777 nucleotides long. RefSeq lists its product as uncharacterized. The record is from RefSeq and is a predicted model, not a curated record. NCBI's taxonomy places the organism in Eukaryota, Fungi, Ascomycota, Sordariomycetes, Sordariales, Chaetomiaceae. Bases 1 to 777 code for a protein of 258 amino acids. The transcript has 3 exons.